UUUGAUCCUUCAAAAGUCAGAAAGAAGAAAAGUAUUACAGCUUACUCUCUGACAACUGGAACUUGUCCGAGGAGCCCAUUUUCUUCUCCUACAAGCUCUAAAAAAAUGAAGUAUAAAAAUAGACCAUCAAACGGGACGAGAAAACAACUGGGUCACCUCAGUGUAGCAGAAAGAAAGGGAUGUCCACCAAAAGACAGUGAUGAACUGGUGACCUUCUCCGAAGUUGAGAAAUCGACGGAGGAAAUUAUGAAACGAAACCUAAGGAGCCUACAGGCCUUAGAGGAGGGCAACAAGGAGUUUGAAAAUCUCAUGGGCACCUCCUUUAUGUUCUUAAAGAAACAAGUCAGGAAAACCAAAGAGCUACUGAUAAAAGUGACAAAACAAAAGCUGUUUGAAAAUAAAAAUUCAGGACUUCCUCACAAAGAAUUAAGCCAUCUUGACAGCUAUGAAUUCCUUAAAGCCACUUUAAACCCAGGCCCUUAGGAGAGAGGCGCGCAUGGGCACGGCUUCUGUGUCUACCAGGUCACAUUUUCGGGG
Messenger RNA from Octodon degus (degu), 537 nucleotides. RefSeq names its product integrin subunit beta 3 binding protein (gene Itgb3bp). Gene Ontology annotation, biological process: CENP-A containing chromatin assembly; regulation of DNA-templated transcription. Lineage: Eukaryota; Metazoa; Chordata; Mammalia; Rodentia; Octodontidae. The record is from RefSeq and is a predicted model, not a curated record. Gene Ontology annotation, cellular component: nucleoplasm.